AUGUCAGCAGAGACGCUGACACACAUUUCAAAUCCUCUCGCAACGACCGACCAGCUGUACCGCCGGACCCUCGGCGCUCUGCCAGAAGACCUGCGGGACAUCAUCUUCUUCGCCACACAGUGCCUGACGCAGUCUGCCGGCAUCCUGCUGGGCCUGCCACAGUCCAUCACCGCGCAGGCGUGUAUCGUGCUGGCGCGAUACCUGCUCUCGCUCUCCUGCGGCGACGUCGGUGAGGGCCCGCUCGCCUACGAAUUCAGCGACCUCUCCGCCACGGUCCUCUACCUCAUCACCAAGCCCAGCGCCCAUCCCCGACCCAUCCGCGACCUAUACAACGUCUACGCAUACCUACUAUCCCCUGGCUCGCCCUUCUUCAGGGAAACCGACCCGUCAGACAUAGCGAGAAUUAAGGAGGGGGCAAACGAAGACGGCAGUACUGCAGGUAGAGGAGAUGGACAGGAAAAAGAGGGGGUUGGCGAGAAGGAUAACGCCGAGGACGAGGGAGGCACCAAGAACAGCGCAGGAGAAAAGAUGGAUGGUCACAAUAAAGGCGACGCUGGUGGCGAGGCAGAUCCGUCCACAGACUUUCUCACCGAGUCGGAGUACGAGGCCUUCCGGAACCGCGUGUUCGCCAUCGAGCCGCGGGUAUUGAUGGCCCUCUCGUUCGAUACGCACGCGGUGGUGCCGCACGGGCUCGCGGUGACGUACCUGCAGGCGCUCGACUUCCUGGGAGAGGCGCGGUCGGCGGCGACGGGACGCGCCGUAGCGUACCUCAACGCGGCGCUGCUGUCGCCGCAGCUGCUGUACCUGACCCACCAGCCGGCCGCGCUCGCCGUCGCCGCCAUCUACACGGCCGCGUUCGAACCCGGCGCCCGCGUCCCCACCUGCAACUGGUGGGAGGCCUUCGAUGUCGACCGCGAGGAGCUCGGCUUCCUCUUGCUCGCGCUGCGCAGCCUCGACGGCUGGGCCCGCGCCCGCCGCGGCGCCACCCCGCGCCUCUGGGGUCGCGGCAUGGUGACUCGCGCCAUGGUCAAGGCCGAGCUCACCGACAGGGGAUUGCGCGUUGUCGCGCAGGGGAACGUGCUUAAGGGCGACGACGACGCCGAUGCCGACAUGGUCGAUGAGGAGACAGCUAUGAUGCGGAAAAUGGACGAACGAGCAGCGCAGUUGGAAGCGUGCUGA
Molecule: messenger RNA, 1179 nt
Organism: Durotheca rogersii
Lineage: Eukaryota; Fungi; Ascomycota; Sordariomycetes; Xylariales; Xylariaceae
Exons: 1
Coding region: 1-1179 (392 amino acids)
Biological process (GO): regulation of transcription by RNA polymerase II
Cellular component (GO): nucleus
Molecular function (GO): cyclin-dependent protein serine/threonine kinase regulator activity
Source: RefSeq, a predicted model, not a curated record